AUGGCCAAUACUCAUUCGGGGAUGGUGUGGAAGAGAGAUGAUAAGACAAUUGAACUGAGAAUCCUACCUCUUGGGGCCUCAAUUACCUGGGGCACAAACUCUAAGAGUGGCAAUGGCUAUCGCAAGUACCUCCGUGACCAGCUUUGGGUUGAUGGGUGGUCGGUUGAUAUGGUGGGCACCAAGAAUCAUGGUAACAUGCAAGACAAUGCCGUUGAAGCCCAUCCCGGGGAUGUGAUCACUCAGAUUCAAACCGCUGCCCAAAAGUCUCUCCCUUAUAGACCAAACGUGGUCCUCAUCAACGCCGGAGCAAAUGAUUGCAAACUUCGGCUUGACAUCCCUAAGGCCGGUGCACGCAUGCGCGCCAUGAUUGAAGACAUCGUGCACUAUGAUGGUAUGGAGAAGACCACCAUCAUCUUGUCAACUCUCAUCCCAUCUUCCGAUCCUCAGACUGCUGUCAGUAUUCCUACAGUCAAUGCUCAAUACCGUGAGCUGGUGACCACAAUGCGAAAGGAGGGCAUGUCAAUCGUGUUGGCAGAGAUGAACCCGCCCUCGUCCGUUGUUGCACACAACUUGCUUUCAUGGCCCCGUGAUUAUACCACGAAUGGCAAAGCCGAUAUCACACAUCCAAACGAUUGCGGCUACAGAAAGAUGGCCAGAGUCUGGCUGGCGUGA
Messenger RNA from Penicillium concentricum, 672 nucleotides. RefSeq names its product SGNH/GDSL hydrolase family protein. The coding region runs from base 1 to 672 and encodes 223 amino acids. The record is from RefSeq and is a predicted model, not a curated record. NCBI's taxonomy places the organism in Eukaryota, Fungi, Ascomycota, Eurotiomycetes, Eurotiales, Aspergillaceae. Gene Ontology annotation, molecular function: phosphatidylcholine lysophospholipase A1 activity. The transcript is spliced from 4 exons.